Rotaria sp. Silwood1 is the source of this 300-nucleotide messenger RNA. NCBI's taxonomy places the organism in Eukaryota, Metazoa, Rotifera, Eurotatoria, Philodinida, Philodinidae. The record is from the annotation of a GenBank genome assembly.
AUGUCAUCUCCUGCUAGAAAGGUAAUUAAUUGUGGAGGUCGGUGUUGUCAAAAAUGUGGUUACUGUUGUGACUGGUACCACAAUGGUAAUUGGAAGCGUCGUGAUGAUACACAAUGUCGUUAUCUUUAUGCUGAUCCUCGUCAUGGCCCAUCUUAUCAUUUUGAUUUUCUUGAUCGUCUUAGUCAUCCUUAUCAUUAUCUUGUAGGUACUGCCAGUGCUCCAUUCGCUGAUGCUCAUACUGGCCGCGCUUAUGCUUAUGGUAAUUGGGGUCUUCUCUGCAUCUGCAAGGAAAACAUUUGA